CCCAUUUAAAGCAUCGCUCAGGUAGUAAAGGGGGCAGAUUCGAGGACCAGAUACGAGCGUGUGUUGGGGCUGCGCAGCUCACACCCCUUGGAUUCUUCAGCGACUCUCCGCUGGCUUUACCUCGUCUCUUUCUGGAAAUCAUGGUGGCUAAAACCAAAAAACAGACCGCGAAGAGUCCGGCGACCCAAACUGACCGCGACAGGAGCCCGCUUGUUUCGCCUCCUGGCAAAAGUAACGUUAGGCGACCAGGCAGGGAGGGCAAGGCUUUCAACAGCACGCAUUCAAACGGGGCUUUCAGCAUCGGGCACAAGCUGGGGCUAACUCCCUCUGCAGCCGCCAAGCUGGGAAUCACUCUUCUCCUCGCUGCUCUGAGUGGAUAUCUGCACUGGUAUCAUCUCUCACAGCUCUUUGAGAAUGACAGGCACUUUUCGCAUUUGUCUAACCUGGAGAAGGAAAUGGCUUUUCGAACAGAAAUGGGUCUGUACUAUUCCUACUACAAGACAAUUAUUGAGGCUCCUUCUUUCCUGGACGGCCUUCACAUGGUCAUGAACGAUCGGCUGACAGAGUAUCCCCUGGUUAUUAACACACUGAAGAGAUUCAAUCUCUAUCCAGAGGUGGUCCUGGCCAGCUGGUACCGGGCGUACACAGGUGUAAUGGGUUACUUUGGGAUUCCCACAAAAAUGUGCUGGUCCAUCAACAGAGGAGAGGGACUUACUCCUGUGGACAGCUGUGAAGGGAUGGGUGACCCAGCAUAUUUCUACGUGGCCUGUGUGUUCCUGCUGAACGGCUUGAUGAUGAGCCUCUUCUUCAUUUACGGCUCCUACCUCAGUGGCAGUCGACUGGGUGGCGUUGUAACCACAUUGUGUUUUUUCUUCAAUCACGGCGAGAGCACUCGAGUGAUGUGGACUCCACCCCUGAGGGAGAGCUUUGCCUACCCGUUCCUGGUCCUGCAGAUGCUUCUUCUCACAUACAUCCUACGGACACGGAACCCGAGCCGGACAGCCAUGGUCUCUCUAGGCAUCUCCAAUUUGUGCUUCAUGCUGCCUUGGCAGUUUGCCCAGUUUGUGCUGCUCACCCAGGUGGCUUCUCUGUUUGCCUCUUACAUUCUGGGUUACCUCGCUGCUGCCAAGAUGCAGUCCAUCCUCGUUACUCAUAUGAUCACACUGGGCGUCUGCUUUAUCCUGAUGUUUGGUAACUCCAUGCUCCUUACAUCCUUCUACGCCUCUUCGCUUGUGUCAAUCUGGGUAAUCAUUGCAAUGAGGGAUCGAUUUUCUCAAGUCUUCAGACAAGGCAUUGUCAUCUGGGUCAUGCAGGGCCUGGCUUGGGUCGGCUCAACAGUUCUGCUUAAAUACGUGCUAUCCACAGUCUUGGGUGCUUCUGAUGAUGCUCACAUCAGUGGACUAAUCAAGUCCAAGUUCACGAGCUACAAGGAUUUCCACACGCUGAUGUACACGUGUGCUGCUGAAUUUGACUUCAUGGAACUGGAGACUCCUGUUCGUUACCUCAAAACGUUGCUGUUGCCCAUCAACGUGCUGGUGGUUGCUCUCAUUGCUGGCCGGACUGUCCAGGAUAUAGUCCGCUCCCUGAGGCACGGGGAGAAGACGUCGGCUAAGACUGAAGAUGCUGAUGAAGCUGCAGGGUCUGAAAUAGCUGCAAAAGGAGAGCUUGUGUACCACAGCCUGCAGCUGGUGGCUUUCGCUGUCCUGGCCAUCCUUAUCAUGCGUCUGAAGCUUUUCCUGACACCCCACAUGUGCAUCAUGGCAUCACUGAUCUGCUCCAGACAGCUGUUUGGCUGGAUCGGGGAGAAGUUUAAGCACCAAACUGUGGUUUUUGCUGUAAUGGCCAUCAUGGCCAUACAGGGAAUGACCAACCUGCAGGCCCAGUGGGCGAUCAUUGGAGAGUUCAGCAACCUCCCCCAGGAGGAGCUGCUGGACUGGAUCCAGGAAAACACGCGUCCCAAUGCUGUGUUUGCUGGAGCGAUGCCCACCAUGGCCAGCGUGAAGCUUUCCACAGGUCGGCCAAUCGUCAAUCACCCGCAUUACGAAGACGCUGGACUGAGGGAGCGAACCAAGCUGGUCUAUUCCAUGUACAGCCGCAUGUCUGGAGAAGCUGUGAAGAGGAACCUUAUGAAGCUGGGAGUGGACUUUUUCAUCCUGGAGGAUUCCUGGUGCACCAGGCGAACCAGACCUGGGUGCAGCAUGCCAGAGAUCUGGGACGUUGAAGACCCCCAAAAUAUUGGUAAAGUCCCUCUCUGCACCCAUAUUUCCAGGAACUCUCGACCCCACUUCACCACAGUCUUUUCCAAUGACAUUUACAAAGUUCUCAAAGUCCCCAAAGCCUCCAAAGAUCUCAGAUAACAUCGCUGGACAGACCGGCUCAGCACCAAUCUGCUCUUUGCAUUCCUUCUUUGUUGUAUAUUUUUGGGUCACUCACUGCCGUUGCUGCUUUUUACGUCCCAAAAACCCAGUUCCACUUUUUUCAUGUUCUGAUUCACUGAGCAGUGGAUCCAAAACAGGUUGGACAUACCAAACCAGUAUGCCACGAGUCUGAACCCUCUUGGUGGCCUCGCAGUUCUCAGUAUUUGUAACUUAGUCUCUUUUCAGUCUAGCUAUUGCUGCAUCAUUGUCACCUGAUGGCUUUCCUGUUGUGAGAGCCAGGCAGUAUUGUAGCUCCGUGGCUCGUCAUUUAGCUUGCUGGCAUUGGUCCUGUUACUAAAUUCCUCAUUUUAAGGGAUGUUCUCCAUACAUUUGUAUAGUUUUUUUACUGUGUAGAACUGAUUUUGACUUCAGAAGUGAAUUUUGUCUGGCAGGACCAAUCAGUGAUGUCCACAUACUGUGAAGCAAUACCCUUUGCAAACUUGGCAAAAGCUGACUUCUUCUAUUGUUAUGUACAGUGUUGAUGUAUGAAAAGAUUUUUCAGUAGUACACUAUUUUUAUAAUUUAUUGGUGUGACCAUUUUAUGCAACGUAGAAGUGUUGAAACAUCGAAGCAAACAGUGUUCGAGGGGGACGAUGAGGUGCUUGUGUUUUUUAAAAUGUACAUAUCAAAUGGCAUCGGUGUCUACUGUAGACUAAAUUACCGAAAUCACCCAAAAACAUUUUAGCAAAAUUGGGAGCGGAGCUUUUGUUGUUACUUCAGUUACAGUUUGUUUAUUAUAUAGUUUUUUACAGCUAAGAAGAUAAACAAAACAUGACCGAAUCUUUUUUGUAAAUACUGAACUUGUUGUUUUGUAAACUGCCGAUGGCCUUUUAAAAGGUCCUUUGUGCUUCUUGAAUUAUUGUUUGUUGCCAAAGGAAGUCUUGUUAUCAAAGCUGCAUAUUCAGGGUACUGUAGCACAUGGAAAAUUUGUUUUUAAGUGACAGCCAAUCAGAGUUAUUCGUAGCAGUGCAUUUACAUGUUAACGGUAGCAGUCGGUGGUUCCUUUUGUUGGACCACAUUAAUAACAUUUUAGGGAAUGCAUUCAUUUGAUUUGUCAUUACAAUGAGUAUAACGAUGAUACUGUCCUAUCUGUGUGAUAAUUGUAUCGCUAUAGCCAGUAGGGGACCAGCUUGGCUUAUCAUGGCAAAAGUGAGAAAAGAGCUCCGUUUGGCUUGGUGUGAACACAACAUUAGAGUUCAUACAUCCACUCUUCUAACUUCACACCAGCUGCCACAAACAAGGAAACCUUAAAUUGACCACUGUAUGUUAUAUUUCAGUAGUCUGCAAAAUUCUAGCCAAUAAAUAAACACACACACACACACACUCACUCUUUUUCAGCCUCAGUGUUUUGACUGAGUCAGACUGAUGGAAGCCACACUUUUAAUCUUUAUGGGAAUCUGAGCUUCCCAGCUUCCUUGUAAUAAUAAUUUGCUGUUCCUAUUAAACCAUAAUUCAGUGUUUUUAUUUUGGUUUUUGGACAUAUGAGAGAUAGCAUCUUAAUUAUUAAAGUGAAGCAGCAGAAAGUUUACAGUUUCGUGGAACCAUGCUUUUUUUUGCAGAUACAAGAUUAAUAUGGAUCUUCUAAAAGAUUACCAUCAUGUUGGAGAAGUGGCUUUUCCUUCUGUUGAUUAUUUCCUAAUUCAGAUUAGGAAAUAAGCAAACACACACACACAGGUUAAAAUCAUCAUAUCUUGGGUUAAAUAAUUUUACUGGCUCAGGAAUCGGGAGCAUGAGCAUUUUAAACAACAAAAAGUGGCAAAUCAAAUAGUUGAAUUUAUCAAAUCCAUCUGAUUUAAUUUUAUGUACUCUGAAUAUGAUGACUGAAGAGUUCAUGGUGUACAGUUGUGGCCAGAUGUUUAAAGAAUGAGUAUUGGUUUCACAAAAAUUUCUGCUUCAGUUUUUAUGAUGGCAAUUUUCAUAUCCCCCAGAGUGUUAUGAAGGGUGAUCAGAUGAGUUUGCCAUGGCGAUGAACUAAAUCCCAAAAAACAAUUUCCUCUUCAUUUCAGUCCUGCCACAAAAGGAGUUAACUCAGCUGAGAGGUCGCUCUGUCGUGCUGAUUGAGUUUGAACAGCAGAUUGGAUUCUUUCAAAGGAAGAUGGUUCUUGAAAUAAUUGUUCUUUUUACCAUGGUUACCUGCAAGGAAAUGUAUGCAGUCAUCACUGCUUUGCAUAAAAAGGGCUUCACAGGCAUGGGUAUUGCUGCUAAGAUUACACCUAAGCAUUAUAACCAUAUAUUGGAUUUUCAAGGAGAGAGGUUCAGUUGUUGUGAGGAAGGCUUCAGGAUGCCUAUAGGUCAUUCAGCUAUGAGCCAUGAGUAAAGAAUGGUACCAAAAUCUCCUCCAAGAGCAACUUCCCCCAACCGUCCCAAGAACAAGUCGGUGAGGAGCGAUGCCUUUUCCAGCAUGGCGGAGCGUCGUGUCAUAAGGCAAUCAGAAUCAGACUCAGAAUCAGAAGGUUUUAUUGCCAUAUGGGUGAACAGGUUCACAGCAUUAGGAAAUUGCUGCGGUACUUCGUGCUUACAGAAAAAAAACAAAUAAGUAUAAAAACUA
Archocentrus centrarchus (flier cichlid) is the source of this 4965-nucleotide messenger RNA. RefSeq names its product dpy-19-like 1, like (H. sapiens) (gene dpy19l1l). The record is from RefSeq and is a predicted model, not a curated record. Gene Ontology annotation, molecular function: mannosyltransferase activity. Lineage: Eukaryota; Metazoa; Chordata; Actinopteri; Cichliformes; Cichlidae. Gene Ontology annotation, cellular component: nuclear inner membrane.